Messenger RNA from Rubroshorea leprosula, 2159 nucleotides. NCBI's taxonomy places the organism in Eukaryota, Viridiplantae, Streptophyta, Magnoliopsida, Malvales, Dipterocarpaceae. The record is from the annotation of a GenBank genome assembly.
AAAUCAUUCGAAUUUCAUAAAAAAAAAAAAAAAAACUCUCAUAAGCUAGUAAUAUACUACUAAUGCAGUAGUUAAAAAAACUCGGCCAGAGAUGUCGUGGUGGCGAGCUAUUAGAAACUGAUGAUAUGACAACGAAAAUUUGACCCGUUAACUACCCGAACCCGAUCCGAACGGAAAGCCGUCUUCUUUACUUCGAUUGUCAACGUCACAUCACACUGCCUACUGGCUAAUGCCACCAAAAUCUUCUUCUUCAUCCUCACCUCAUCUUCCAGGGAUAAUCAGUCAAUUACAGUUUCGACGACCUUCAAGUUUGGAAUUUGAUGGCUUCUUUGAUGGUCGGGCCGCUUCUUUUUCCUUCGGGAAAUGGUUACAAGAUCUGGGAAGAUCCAUCCUUUAUCAAGUGGAAUAAGAGGGAUCCUCAUGUUACUCUGCGUUGCCAUGACUCCAUCGAAGCCUCUCUUAAAUACUGGUACGAACGCAAUAAAGUGGACCUUUCUGUUUCAAAAUCUGCUGUUUGGAACGAUGAUGCUGUUCCUGCUGCUCUUGAAAAUGCCGCUUCCUGGGUCCAACAAUUGCCUUUUGUUAAAUCCCUGUCUGGAUAUUGGAAAUUUUUCCUGGCUCCUAAUCCCACUACUGUUCCUGACAAUUUUCAUCAGACUGCCUUUCAGGAUCCUGACUGGCCAACUUUGCCUGUUCCUUCAAAUUGGCAAAUGCAUGGAUUUGAUCGCCCUAUUUACACAAAUUUUGUUUAUCCAUUUCCACUCGAUCCUCCUCACCUUCCUCAGGAUAAUCCUACAGGCUGCUACAGGACUUUUUUUACUAUUCCUAAGGAAUGGCAGGGUCGUAGGAUUAUCUUGCAUUUUGAGGCUGUUGAUUCUGCUUUCUGUGCAUGGGUAAAUGGGGUCCCUGUUGGAUACAGUCAGGAUAGCAGAUUACCGGCAGAAUUUGAAAUUCCAGAUUACUGUUAUCAAUUUGGUUCAGAUAAGAAAAAUGUUCUGGCCGUUCAAGUUUUGAGAUGGAGUGAUGGGUCUUAUCUUGAAGAUCAAGAUCACUGGAGGAUAUCUGGCAUUCAUCGUGAUGUGCUUCUUCUUGCAAAGCCACAGGUUUUCAUUGCAGACUACUUUUUCAAGUCAAAUCUGUCUGACAACUUCUCUCAUGCAGAUAUACAGGUUGAAGUAAAAAUAGAUGACUCACGAGAAACAUUGAAAGAGAGAGAGCUGGCAAACUAUGUCAUAGAAGCUGCAUUAUAUGACACGGGGAGCUGGUACAACAGGGAUGGACAUGUUGAUUUGCUUUCAUCAAAUGUGACUAACUUAACAUUGAGCACCCCCACCAGUGGCGGUCAUGGAUUUAAUGGUUAUAUACUAGUAGGGAAACUGGAAAAGCCCAAGCUCUGGUCUGCAGAAGAACCAAAUUUGUACACACUGGUUAUUGUCCUUAAAGAUGCAUCUGGCUAUGUGAUUGAUUGUGAAUCAUGCCUAAUUGGUAUAAGACAAGUAUCAAAAGCUCCAAAACAGCUGCUUGUUAAUGGGCAGCCGGUUGUAAUACGAGGUGUGAACAGGCAUGAACAUCACCCACGUCUAGGGAAGACAAACAUAGAAUCUUGCAUGAUUAAGGACCUGGUUCUGAUGAAGCAGAACAAUAUCAAUGCUGUCAGAAACAGCCACUAUCCUCAACAUCCUCGUUGGUAUGAGUUAUGUGACCUGUUUGGCAUGUAUAUGAUAGAUGAAGCCAAUAUCGAGACACAUGGGUUUAUUCUGUCUGGGCAUCUGAAGCAUCCUACCGAAGAACCUAGCUGGGCUUCUGCAAUGAUGGAUCGUGUAAUUGGCAUGGUGGAAAGGGACAAAAAUCAUGCAUGCAUCAUUUCCUGGUCCUUAGGAAAUGAGGCUGGAUAUGGGCCUAAUCAUUCUGCUUCAGCUGGUAUUGCAUUGUGUUCUAUAGCUGCAUAGCAAUUGGGCAUGCAUAGGAGUAACUAGAAUGAAUUUUGCUCCUUAGUAAUUUACUAGUCAGCAUAAAAAAGAAAAGAAGCAGUAGAUAUUAUGAUUUUAGAAGUAUCUCUUGGCAACAGCUUGGAUACUAAAAAGACUAGUUUGUGCUUUUUUAGGGUUUUGUGUGUUUGUUGUGUGUGUGUGUGUUUGUUGACUAGUGUUGAACUUACA